Acanthocheilonema viteae is the source of this 9156-nucleotide messenger RNA. NCBI's taxonomy places the organism in Eukaryota, Metazoa, Nematoda, Chromadorea, Rhabditida, Onchocercidae. The record is from the annotation of a GenBank genome assembly.
AUGCAAACGUUGGAACGCCCGAAGAGUAAUUUAAGGGACAGCCGGCAUUACGAGUGUGUAUGGACAAGUCUGAGGGAAAGACUAAUGGCGACGAGAAAUAAAAAACAAGGAGAAGGAAAAGGUUGUGAACGAUGGCGACAGCUGGGAGUUAAUGCCUACGUGGGUUGGCGAACAGGCCUAUUAGCAUGCUUGAGAGAUAGCUUAGAAGGAAAUGAAGUGAAUAAACCUCGUACAUCUCUAUUACUUGCUAUCGUUGCACGAUUACCGCUUAAUCCACACUGUGGGUUAGAAGGACACAGUAAACAAAUAGCCGCGAAGCUGGCUGGUUACUUAGGGAAUUUUCCAUUGUCUUGUCUCUCCGCUGAAAUAUCUUUUUCUGACGCACAGCUCUUAUCAGAUUUGCAAUGUGAACGUUGUGAUGAAGAAGAAAAUAUUAAUGAAAAUGAGCAGGGUGGUCGCAAAUUCUGUAAAAGAAAGCGACGAAAUAUUAUGGUUAUCUGGGAUAACAUUUUUCAUCUCGAUCGGGACGGUUUUGCUGUAGAGCAGGAAUCGGCAGUAACCCUUGAAGAGCCUCCGACGGUCUCUUAUAUACUAGAAGAUGCGACUCUGGAAAUCAUGUAUUACAAACUUGUCGGUCAUUCACCUGAUAUAAAGUCCGAAUUCGAAAUUUUUGCACAUUCACUAUCAAUAUUUGCUCGAUUGGUUGAAGAUAGCAGUGUUUACGGAUUCGUUGUAAAACAACUUUUGUCUCAUGAUUUUCCAAUUAUUGGAAAAAAUGAGCAAACCGUUACUGCUUGGAAAGUGAUGUUAUCUUUACUUCUGAGAGGUUCGAUAAAUUUUUUAUAUGAUGGAUUUGAUGUCUCAGGUUUUCCAUUUCAAAGCGUUCUGCUCGAAAAUAUUAUUUGCUGUGCAACAGAGAUGGCCAAUAGCUUAAAUGCCUGUAUACAUUCCUAUAGUGUGAAUUUUGAGCUGUAUGCUGCUAACCGAAAGAAACAGUUCCUUGCAUUAGUGCGAGAAUUAGUUAUUUUCAUUGAAUAUCUCCCUUCUUCGUUUGCUGUCGACAUUAUCAGCCAUUUAUCCGAUUGUAUUGUACAGUAUUCAAAGCGAACUGCUUUGCUGAAGAAAUCGUUGCUGAAGUCAUGUGACUUUAAGGUUCUAGUUGUACUCUCAGGAAUUCUCAAUUGCGCUCUCUCUCUAUCCGAUGAAUAUUAUUCCAUCCUAGACAUUACAUCACUUCUUACAACAUUCCUUUCAGCUCAUUUAUUGGAUAAUUUUAUUGACCGAUGUGCAGAAAUUAUUGCAAAGCAGCAGCAUAAUUUUGACAAACAAACUAUUAUGGCAGUAUCGAGUGCAUUCUUGAUGUCAUUACAGAAUCGGAUUGGUAAUUUUAAAGGAGCGAAGUUGAUUCACCUUUUGCAAACGCUAUCGUUAAUUUGUCCAUUUUUGCUGGUGCAAGAUAUGGAAAUUAUUUGUGUGGCAAUUUUGAAUCGUUUGAAAAUUGAGUUAGCACUUUCUGAACAGUGGAAUAUUGGUACUAGCCUGGACGGUAUUUCAGUGCAGUGUGAUGCGAUGGCUGAUUUUCUUGCUGAACACUUAGUCGGACAAAAAGCUAUUGAAUUUGCUAUUAGUGAUGUGGUUUUACCGUUUAUGACUCUUCUCGAAACAUCUACUGCAUCGUUCAGCCUUGUAUAUAUUAUCUGUAAACGUUGUAUUACUGCCGGAAGCGAACUGAUCUGUUCCAAAAGUGUGGAAGAUUUAGCGAAAUCAAUAAUCGAUCGAUUUGCUCAGGAAUUUACUUGUGCCAGUGUGGAUAUCUGGACUUUAAUUGGUGUUACUGAUUUUGCUAUUCCGUUACUUCAUGUUGCUGAUCUUCUGCUGCUGCUGUUAUCUUAUUGCACUAGAAAAGCUUUGUCGUCUGAAUUUUUGAAAUAUGCUGAACAGUAUGGCUUAACAUUUCUUAAUAUUGCCAUGGACUGGAUGCUAGCACCCAGUGAGGAUCAUUCACACGCGCUUCGCAUAAGUCAACUUUUUAGUGUAUCAUUGCGGAUUGUCCUUGCAACAGAUGCAGCUAAGGAAAAUGUGCUGGAAUGGGUACAGUUCAAAUUGCUGAAUAAUGAGUUGUUCAUUUCAAACAUAUGUUUAUUAGAGUGCUUUGUACGGACACUGCUUCUUACGACCUAUUCAUCUAUUCAGAAUGAACGCUUUCGAGAAUCAUCGUUUGUUGAUGAAGUAGUUAAAAGUGCUGAUAAAUUUUGUUCACAAUUAUUUAUUGUUUCAAUAGUAUUGCUUCAAAAACAUCUACAAGUUAAGCAUAGUAUUUUAUCCAAUAAUGAGUAUUAUAUUCGCAAAAUAUGUCGUAUACUUCAAUAUGCAAUGUUAAAUAUUCAAUUUGGCAAAAGCGAAAAAUGCAUUCUUCGUAGCAAGUUAAAUCGUCUCAUUUUGGAUUUGUUGCAAAGGCUAGCUGAAAUAUCAGUGUCUUCGAAUUGCUUUCGGAUUUUCCUCAUGUUUUAUUUUGAUUUGGCUUCCACAAAUCUUACACCAUCAAAUAUACGAACUGUGUUUGCAAUUGUAAAGAGUGCUCGUUAUUUGCAGGUAACCUUAAUGGAAGCUUUGUUAGAAUUAUUGUUGAAUAAAAAAGUUGAACCAAAGGACAUCUAUGUUUUUCCACAAAAAAUCCAUGCUCAUAUCAGAUUUGACUGCAGUAGAAUGGCGCGAAAUAAUUUUCCAUUUGAUGGAAAUGAUUGGACAGGAAAAUCAGCACCACAGAAUGCUUCAUUUUGUGAAGACCGUAUUGAGGAGAUGCACAAUGCCCAAUUACUUUCUGGAUCUGUAAAAAAUUUACCAAUCAGUAAAUAUGAAGGAAGUUCGUUCGAUCGAUGUUGUGCUGCAAAACUUGUCCUUGACGAGUCAUUAUAUUUAACUGAUGGACUAACUGUUUCGUUUUGGUUGCUGCCACAAGAAUGCCAUGAAAGGGUAAUUGUUGAUGCUUCCGAGGAGAUUUAUCCAAUUUGUUCAAUAGGUGUUAAUAAUCUGAGCUUUCUGCUUCAAAUAUCAUCCGAUGGCCGCUCUUUAUAUAUGAGAAUUACCACUAAUAAUACACUUAUAAUCCUUAGUAUUAUUCUUAAUGGUGAAAUAAGACGCAGCAGACGUCCUCGAUCAAUGUUAAUAAAUGAUGCUUGGAACCACAUUGUAGUAUCAAUGGUUGUCGUUGAUUCGAUGUAUUCAGUGCAUGUUUGGAUUAAUUCGCAACGUUUCAUCAUGCAUAUGAAACAUGAAUAUACAAAAUCUUUAGAAAAGUUAUCAUUUGUAUUCGGUUUCGGCGCAUUGAGAAAUAAUUCAAUUUUUUCGAAGACAGUUUAUGAACUGUCAUCAAUUAUUUCACUUCGAGGGUCUUUGAAAGCUCCUCAAGUGUUUAUCUUGCGCGCUCUUGGCUGUGAUUGUAUUUCUUUAGCAGCAUGUAAUAUCAGUUCUCUGAUACUAAGACUGAUGUCAUUGUUAUCUUCUGAAAGUGUUUGUUUCCAACAAAACGAAAUUCUUGAGCUUUUUGCUGAUGUUAAAACUGCAUAUGCUCGCCUUCAGCAGGAUUUUCUUUUUAUUAUAAGAGACUGGACGGCAUAUUUACAACGAAAAUCCUAUCCUCCAAACAGUCAGAAAAAAGUGCAGCUCGGUCACUUACUUCCCCCUGAAAGACAUCUGUUAAAGUGGAAUUGUCCAGUGGCGAAGCGGUUGGAGAAAACGUCUAUCGAUGAUUGCUGGCUACCGCUUGGUUCACAAAAUCUUUUCCUUUUUAUGUUUGCAGAGGCUAUCGACCUAAAACACAGCGCAUAUGAACAAGCAGUUGCCUUUCGCCUAUUAUUCCAAUUCCUACGACGAGUUAGUCCUUUCGCAGGCGAAUAUACCCUUUCAAACGUGUAUAACUGCAUAAUACGAUGUCUAUCAUCGUCACUUACUCAUCUCGACACUCAAAUGCUUAAGGAGCUUCGAAAUGUGUGUAUUUCACUACCAUCAAGCAUAAAGUGUUCGAAUGCAAGAUCGAAAGAAUGGUUCAUUGUUGAUCCAGAGCUUGUGGUACUUUUGGUUUGCUCCCCUUUGAUAUGGAAAGGCCGGGAAAGGAUGCUGCAGUGGCGCAUUAUAUUAGAAGAUAUUGCGCAUUGCAUUUCAGAAGAAACAGCAGAAUAUUUUGUAUUCAGCAAGGAGCAGUUGAAGCGAGUCAAUUUUAUUAAAAAAAUUUUUCAGACCAUUUUGGAAAUGCUUCAAGAUGAUGAAAAUUACCGAAUUGAGUUGCAAGAUGUUGCACCAUUAAUUGAUACGCUGUUAACGAUUAUUCGUAAAUUGCUAAGUUCAAUAGCAGUAUCCGAAGGGAUAAUCCAUCUGUGGGAUUUCAUAUUUCUUUCUCAUACAGCUGCUGACACAUAUAUCACCUAUGAUUGUACCGACCAUUUUCAUUGGUUACAGCAAGAAUUGUUGCAAGAGGAAAGUAAAUUCGAUUUACUAGAGGAUACCGAUUUAGUGCGUCGUUUGAAAGAUUAUGUCAACAUUCUUGGAAAAAGUCGCAUUGUCGAAAAUUGGACUAAAGAACGUUCGAUAAUAAAAUUGCGGCAGAUGUAUGAAGCAGCUUGUUUAGUCGAUGAUCCUAGCGCUGAACACUCUGCUGAUUCCGAACGACUCAGCGCUGCUUAUAAGAAAGAUGCAUUGGAUUUAGUUUGCGAUUUGCAAAGAGCAAAAACCGAAUCAGCUAAAAGCAAUGACGAAGAAUUACCUAAUGCGAAAGAGGAAACCUUAGUGAAUUGGUUUUGUGAUUUUCGUUGUAGAUGUUUGGAACAGUUAGCACUAAUUGUUCAAAAUACUCCCGAUGUAUCAUUUAAUGAAGUUGUAAACAUGAAGAUGUCAUGGCAAGCUGUAAUAACUCUGUUGACAAAUCAAUCUGAUGAGCGCUUUCGAGAUCAUGUGUUCAGUUUACUGAAACAAAUUUUGCUUCGAGAUUCAGAAAUUCGAUCUAAUUUCAUAAAAAACAAUGGGUUUGAGUUACUAGCCAGCCAAAUGAAAGAUUACCCUGCAACAGAUGAAAUAGCCUCAUCACUGUUCUCCUUGCUUUUUGAAGAAGCAAUUCGUUUCAGCGACGAGUUGAGUUUAGAUCAUAUAUCGUCUUUAAAAGUAAAUGAAUUCAAAUGUCUAUCACUAAAGGCAAUAUUUGUUUUAUGGGAAGAAAGCGUUCGCCAUUCGAGCUUACAUAUAUAUUGGAAUAUUUCAUCUGUGCUGAUAACGUUAUUCAGUGAAAACGAAGUGCUGAUGCAAGCAAUGAUGGAUGUUGGUUUAUGCACUACUGUUGUUUCCAUUCUAAGAAGAAUUGCUUCGCUUCCUCCUGUCAUGUGUCAGAAGAUGCAGUGGCUACUGGAAAUGGUAGUUCUGAACACAGACACGCAUUCCGAGAAAAUCACUCGUCAAGGUCUUACAUGUGUUUAUGGAUUAUGGUUAACAGUGUUACAGGAACUUUACCUAAAUAAUGAUAAAUCAGAUUGGGAUUCAAUGAAUAUCCUGUUAGCUGCUAUUGAAGAAAGUGAUGGUGAUAUGGCAGAUAGUGAGACAUGGAGUGAUACUUCGUUUGUCAGUAAUUUUCUCUCUGAAACUCUUUCCGCAAUACUUGGAAGGGUUGCCGAUUUUCGAGAUUGCAGGAAAUAUUUAUACAAAAAUAGCUAUAGCAAGCGCCUGCCCUCAACAGAUGAAUGCGCGGAGCGCCUGAUAUACUGUAUCACCCAAAUUUUACAGUUUUUUGUCAGCAUGCCAAUGAAAUCACUUGAAACUGUUACAAAUCAAGAAGAGAAAUUAUUUGAAAUAUUCCUGUCAUUUCUGUCUCUAGAUGAAACACGAGCAAUAACUACUGAGUAUCAUAACAGAAAACAGCGUUUGAUUAACAUCUGUCGCGAGCGCACUAUACAUUUAUUUGGUCCACUUAUUGCUUUUGUACUUUUUCCGGCAUCAGCAAAAGCUCAAAAAUUAAAUUCGAUCACAUCAGAUGCAGGAAGAAAUGAAAACAAGUGGGAGAUGAAAAAACGUUUAAUGAUUGUGAAGACAUUAAUAUCGAACAGAAAUCACCUAAAAUUUCUUCGUGAUGCUGAUUUAGAAUACCAGUGCGCCUUAAAUUUGUCAUUGCAUGAAUUGGCAUUAUUGGAUACUAUCAAGGAUCCGGACAUUCAAAAAGAUAUUGAAAAUUUAAUUAAAUUUUUGAGAGAAUUACAAAUUGAAUCUCCUUUGACGACUUUAGAUGACGUGUUGGAACGAAUUAAGAAAAUGGACUACUCUAAAUUAGAUCUAGAGGUUUUUAUGUAUGCAGUAGAUGGGUUUAUAUCUAUGAUUAUGAAUGAAUCAUUGGCUGUUUAUGGCUAUCUGGAAUAUCGUAACAAAUUUUUAGCGAAAUUGCAACAGCAAGCAACCUGUUAUAUUGUUGAGGAAAAACAACGAACAAGAAUUCGAAGCGAGGUAGCGAUGCAAAUGACAUGUCGAGUUGUAGAAGAUCAAAAUUUAUUACGAAAAGAUUUCAUGGAAACCUGUCGAGAAUCAGAACUAAGAAAUAUGGCUGCUGAUCUAUUUUUAGACGGUUUAUUGACGGAGCUUUGUCAUCCAGAAGGUCUUUGUCAUGAUUCGGAAUCGUGGCCGUCAAGUUGGGCACUUGAUCCUACAGAAGGACCAAACAGAGAACGUCGUAGAUUGAUAUCUUCACAUUUGUCGUUUGACAUCAAAUUUUUACGUCCACAAUCGCAAAAUAAAAUCAAAAAACGAGAAAAAUCUCCUCCUCUAUUUCAUUUAUUGGGCGAUAUAAGAAGAAACAUGAAUGAACUGAGCUUGGAAAAUGGUUUAGCACCUGGUGAACGCAUUAUUUUAUCACUACCGGCCGUGGUUGUCAGAUCGACAGUUGAAAGUAGUGGUGAAAUCCUUGCUGGUGACAAAAAAUUUUACUUUCACAGUGAUUAUACAAGAUCUAUUCAGAAGAGGUUAAGUCGUACCAACACACUGUUUAUUCGAUGGCGCUACGAUGAUCUAAUCGAAAUUUACAAACGUCAUCAUCUUUUGAAAGAUACUGCUUUGGAAAUUUUUUUAUCAGACGGCCAAACUUAUCUGAUUGUUUUCGAAGAACAAGCGAAACGCGAUCAGUUUGGUUGGCAAAUACUUUCAUCCAAUUUUUGCAAAUUAUCCGACUUUUCGAACGUAUCUGUACAGUCAGCUGCACAAUUGUGGCGAGAAGGCACGAUCACAAAUUUUGAAUACUUGAUGCAAUUAAAUAAAUUGGCUGGUCGUUCGUAUAAUGAUCUCAUGCAGUAUCCAGUGUUUCCAUUUGUUUUGUCUGAUUAUAAAUCCAGUACAUUGGAUCUCACUAAUCCAACGUCAUUUAGGGAUUUAAGCCGUCCAAUGGCAAUUCAGGAUAAGCGAUUAGAGGAACACUAUCUCCGAAAAUACAGUUACCUGGCUCGCGAAGAAGUUCAAGCAGUGUCUGGUUGUGGUUCACCAUCCAUACUUGGACCUUAUCAUUAUGGAAGUCAUUACUCAAAUAUCGGCAUUGUUGCACAUUAUCUUGUUAGAUUACCACCAUUUACCGACAUUGCACUUGAAUAUCAAGACAACAAUUUCGACAUUGCUGAUCGGUUGUUCAAUUCAGUUGAAACUAUAUGGCGUUUGGCAAGCUGUGAUUCGACUACUGAUUUCAAGGAACUUAUCCCUGAAUUCUUUUAUUUGCCCGAUUUCUUGAUAAAUAAAGAAAAGCUGAACUUGGGAGUACGCCAGAAUGGCGAUAUUGUGGACGAUGUUAUUCUACCGACUUGGUGCCAAGGAUCAGCACGUUUAUUUGUGCUUAUUCAUCGACAAGCACUUGAAUCUUCGAUUGUUUCUUCAACGCUGAAUUACUGGAUUGAUCUGAUUUUUGGCUAUAAGCAAACAGGAAAGGCUGCGAUCGAUGCAAUAAAUGUGUUUCAUCCCGCGACGUACAGAGUAAAUACGAUGAGUGAUAUAAACGAGGAACCCGACGAACUAUCCAAUUCUGCCCUACAAGCUAUGAUACAAACUUACGGUCAAAUGCCAUUGCAGCUUUUUCAUUCACCUCAUCUUCCACUUUUAUGUGGGAAAAUACAUCAAAAUAUUUCCAACAUUUCUUUGAGCCCACUUGACACGGUCAAAGGGAUAAGAUGGGGUGAAUUUAUCGGGAGUCCGGAUACCGAAUAUGGAAAGUUAACAGUCGUUCUGAAUCAGAAACUACAGUGUAGUAAUAAUCGCAUUAGUCGCCUUGUUGCAUUCUCAGAAGGAACUUGUUUUGCAUUUCCAAGCAGUACAUGUUUUAUUUAUAAGUAUGGGGAAGCAGUUCGACCGCGAGACCUCUGUAGUUAUGGAUUAGUAACAUGGCGGCACAAUGAUGGAAUACUUCGAUUGUGUCUUCACGAACCGAAGCAGUGGUGGGAUUUGGCCAGUUAUCAUACCUAUAAUGUGGUAGCAGCUGCUUACUGUGUUUCAUUUGAUUUACUCUUCGUGGGACUUUCAUGUGGUAUUAUACUCACUUAUCGUAUAUUAUUAAACAAAUUUGGUGUGGAAGAUUUUGUACUUCUCAAAACGUUAUUUGCUCAUGAUGCUGCAGUACGUGCAUUAGCAGUUCGCGGUGAUUUUGCUGUUGCUGCCAGUGGUUGUGAUAUGGGUAAAAUUUGCAUAUGGGAUCUAAAUCGGUUAUCAUAUAUUCGAACUCUUAUUCCGAAUAAUGGAAAAGAAGUGCAGCUAAUUUAUAUUAGUCGGACCAGUUGUGACGUGGCUAUCGUGGCAAAUUCUGGAUACGGGAGCACUGUAACGUUGCAAACUAUUAACGGAUUAAAAAUCGGUAGCAUCGAUACCAAUAUCGCUGUUACUGCAAUUACUAUGACAUCACUUCCGGAAGGAACCGCCGUAAAUUGCAUUUUUUUAGGAAUGCAAAAUGGAGUAAUUAAAAUAUUUGAUACGUGGACGAUGAGAUUUGUGCGUGAUAUCAUUGAUUAUCGAUUUCUUGAACCGAUUGUCAGUAUUAGUUUUUCAAAUCGAUGUACGAGGUUGUUUGUCAAUUUCGUAUCUGGCCGAGUGUUGUGCUGGCAAGGAGAAAAUCUGCAGACAAAACGACCACCGUUACUGAGGAUUAUUAACGACAUAUAA